AUGCCUUCCCUCCACCAAGCAGCCAUCUUCCUCGGAUUCUUCCUCAUCGUGACAGGCGGCUCCACUGCCUUUCUCACCUCCCCUCAGGUGGGUACUAUAAAGAAAUACAAUGUGAAAUGUAUUAUUAUUAUUGUUAUAAUUAAUGUUAAUAUUAAUAUGAUGUUGUUAUGAUUGUAGAGUCGCCUGCAGGCCUUCUCUCUGUGCUGUGUGGUUCUGGGAGCCAUCAUGCUGAUUCUGGGGCUGUUCUGGGCCAUGAACAACAAGAACCAUGUAGAGUACAGCCAGGGAGAAUACCCCAACAUUCCCCACUAUCCUCACCAGGGAGAACACCCCAACUAUCCCUACCCACACCCAGACCUCAACUACCUUGGCCGGUACGCCCAUCCUGACCUGGGCCACGUCCUCUUCAGCCCCCCUGGUCCUGUUGGACACUUCCCAGAGUCACAAUCAGCCCUGCUGCAGAGGUGUAUAGCAUCCUUCUUGAAUUGGUAUUGUUGAAUUUAAAGGUCCAAUGCAGCUGUUUUUAUCUCAAUAUCAAAUAAUGUCUUGGUAACAAUUAAGUACCUUACUGUAAUUGUUUUCCAUUAAUAUGGUAAAAAAGAAACAAAAAUAGCUUCUUACCAAACAUAAAUCCCUCAUGCAAGAAUUUUGCUAGGACUGUCUGGGAGUGUUCUGAAACUCCAUCCCACCAAAACAGGCAGACAUUUCAGGCGGUAUUUUCAAACAGUUCUUACACUGAAAGGGCAUUAUAAUAAUUUUCACAAUUUCACAGUAUUAUUCCAGACUCAUAGCGUGGACUUAUACUCACCGGCCAGUUUAUUAGGUACACAACCCAUUCACUAAAAUGGAUCUCUUCUACAAACAGUGAGUCACCUGGCCAUGGCUUGCUAUAUAAAGCAGGCAGAUAGGCAUCAAGGCAAAACGAGUGACCUAAGCGACUUUGAGUGUGGUAUGAUUGUCGGUGCCAGGCGUGCCGGAUCCAGUAUCUCAGAAAGGCCGCCCUCCUGGGCUUUUCCCGCAUGACAGUGUCUAGGUCGAGGGUUUAUCGAGAAUGGUGCGACAAGCAAAUAACAUCCAGUCAGCGGCAGUCCUGUGGGCAAAAACAGCUCGUUGAUGAGAGAGGUCGAGGAGAAUGGCAAGAAUCAUGCAAGUUAACAGGCGGGCCACAAACAGACAAAUAAUGGCGCAGUACAACAGUGAUGUGCAGAACGGCAUCUCGGAAUGCACAACUUGUCAACCCUUGUCACGGAUGAGCUAUUGCAGCAGUCGACCACACCGGGUUCCACUCCUAUCAGCUAAAAACAAGAAGACGAGGCUCCAGUGGGCACAUGAUCACCAAUACUGGACAAUUGAGGAGUGGAAAAACAUUGCCUGGAACAUGACAGCGAGUUCAGUUUACACUCAACCCAAAGAGCAUCUUUGGGAUGAGAUGGAACGGCUGCUCGCAGCAUGAAUGUACCGCCGUACAAUCUGCAGCAACUGCGUGAUACCAUCGCGUCAGCAUGGACCAACAUCCCUGUAAACGUUUCCGACACCUUGUAGAAUCCCCCGAAUAAUUCAGGCUGUUCUGGAGGCAAAGGGGGGUCCGACCCAGUACUAGUACCUAAUAAACAGGCCGAGUGUAUAUAUAAAACAGGAAAAUCACGUUUUUGGCUGCACUGGGCCUUUAAAGUGCAUAAAAGGUAAAGGUCACAACGCACUGUGCAUGUACUGUAACUGUCCUUUAUGUGGGUGUGUGUGUGUGUGUGUCUAGGACCGAGCACCAGCGGCGAGGUGUGUAUGGGGCUGAUGAUGUGGACUACCCCCCGCUCAGCCCCCCCUCCCACUAUCCUCCCUGGCUGGGCCCCCCACCUCCCUACGAGGUUGCCAUCAAGAACACCUGUAGCUCCACCCACUUGCGCCGCGCCUACUCAGACGGACACCUGGCCUCGGAACCCCUGUUUGGCCAAUCACGGGAGAUUAGCUUCGAA
Messenger RNA from Coregonus sp. 'balchen', 1970 nucleotides. The record is from the annotation of a GenBank genome assembly. Lineage: Eukaryota; Metazoa; Chordata; Actinopteri; Salmoniformes; Salmonidae.